CUCUUGACCAGAAUAGAGGUAUGAUUGGAUAGGGCGUUUGUGUGCAGUACGGUUUCGUUCCUUACUAGAAAUGCAAAGAGAGUAAAUUCAUUGAUUGUUUCUAACACGGUUCAGUACGUUGCUAAACUGCCAGAGUAAUUAUGAUAAAUGACUGUUAAGUGUGUCGAAUGGAUCCAUCAAUAUUCCCGGAAGAAAUAUGGAUAAAAAUACUGACGUAUUGCGACGUGAAAGAUAUACUGUCAUGCUCUUCCACUUGCAAGUAUCUGAAUAAAGUCGUCACUUCGGAUUAUUUAUGGAAGCUGAAAUGGACACAGCUGGAGUCUGUAUGCAAAUUCAACUUCCCAGAUGUGCAUGGGGCACGGCUGAACCACAAGGAGGUGUGCAUGCGACUGCACACCAUCCUGCAGUCUGACACAGUGUUUCGACGUUGCUACCAUUGUAUGGAAUUUUCGUGUCAUUCAUACUGUGUGGAGAAACAUGGCUCCAAGGUUGUUGUAGACAUAGGGAACAAAUUCACUUGGAUUGUGACACCAAGCUUUGGUGUCCGGCGACACUUCACCAUGUUAGGCAUCCCCAAGGUGCCACCAAAUGACAGGAGCAGCUCACAGGAGGGGACUGACAGUGCUGAGGUUAUGGCAUCGUCUACCCUCCCCACAACCCACACCUCGAAGCUUGAUCGCCGAGCAAGUGGUCCAUUCUGUGUGUUCUGCAAUCCAGUGAAACUGUAUCGUGAGAAGAAGCGAGUUUCUGAACAGAAUCGGGGAGCCUGUGGCCCCAGCCGUUAUGCGGACCUUAUAAAUGGUUUCUGUACUGAGACUGUCAACAUUCUGGGGAUCCCAAACAUGGAUGUUGUGAGUCCUGCUGCAGCCCUACUGCGAGAUGAUCACUUCCCUGUUGUACAAGAAUUUAUGGGCCACCUUUUCCAUCAGAUGGGUCUGCUCCCAGUGCUGCAGAAACCAAAUGCCGUUCUGGUGUUCUGUGAACCUCUAGCCAUGAGCAACGCCGUCCGCAUGAGCUUGCUGCACUACCUGUUCCUCAGGAUAAAAGUUUCUAGAGUGUGUAUGGUUGCCAAGCCUCUUGCAACAUGUGCCAUGGCAUGGAUGGACACAUGCGUGGUUGUGGACAGUGGUGCUUUCAGCACAUCUGUAGCAGUUGUAUUGAAUGGCCAGGUGGUGCCAGAACGCUGGAAACACAUCCCAGUUGGCGGAUGGCAUGUUGCUGAGUAUUUGAAACAGGCCAUGCAGUGGCAACCUGAGGAGUACACUGAGAUCCCCGUGUCAUACCUGGACGCAUUGCUUGUGAAGGAGAAGUGUCGUCUGAGUUACAACUUUGCAUGUGAGGAGCGUCGAAAAGGACCUGCACGUCGGGAGCACAUAAACUUGCGUGUGGACAGCUAUGCAGACUACAAGCAGUUCUGGAGGGUAUCCCUAGGGCCAGAGCUCUAUCUUGCCCCAGAGAUGAUGUACACUAGUCUUGGACUUCCACAGGCAAUCCGGGAUGUGACAGAUGGGCUGCCUGUGAACAUCCUGAAGGAGUGUCUGCGUCACAUUCUGCUGACAGGUGGCAACACUGACCUGAUGGGCUUCAAGACACGUGUGGCACGAGACCUGUGCGAACUGCUACCAGAGUACAGCACUGUGCUGAAUGUUCAGAUGUGUCCAGGCUCCAGCAGCUGGAGUGUGGCCAUGGGAUCUACGUACGUGACUAUGCCAUGUUCAGACCAACCCAACCGAACUCUUGGCAGUCCAUUCUGGCUGUCUCGUGAGGAGUAUAUUUUGUAUGGCUGUGAUUCGUUUGGUGAGGCCAUGUGAUGGAACAGCGUGUUGAUAAUCACCAAACAGACGGGUCUGAUGACUGUGACUGCUCCUCACCGUACCACCUUACACAUGUGAAUACAGACGUAACAUAUGAAUCGCAGAUCCCAAAACUAUUCAAAAUGAAACUACUCUGAGGUUAUGGUUUUGAUGCCUUGGGCUGUCCAUACAGGUCUGUCAAAACUGGUGGUUCCCUGCUCUAAUUCAUAUGAAAUUUUACAGAAGACCAUGUGCACAUUUACAAAGAGAGCUGUGACAUUCCUUGAAAAAUGAUCCUUCAUACAGAAAUUUAUAGUAUAAUUUGGACGACUUCUAUAUUCAUAGUUACACUGAAUUUUGUAAAUAAAUGUGGUACCAAAGGAAGGCAAUUAAAACCAGUAAAUUGCUA
This is a messenger RNA of Cryptotermes secundus, 2202 nucleotides long. Its product is annotated as actin-related protein 2. The transcript has 9 exons. NCBI's taxonomy places the organism in Eukaryota, Metazoa, Arthropoda, Insecta, Blattodea, Kalotermitidae. Gene Ontology annotation, biological process: regulation of DNA-templated transcription. The record is from RefSeq and is a predicted model, not a curated record. Gene Ontology annotation, cellular component: cytoplasm; Ino80 complex. Gene Ontology annotation, molecular function: protein binding. Bases 168 to 1811 code for a protein of 547 amino acids.